Messenger RNA from Microtus oregoni (creeping vole), 1562 nucleotides. Its product is annotated as leukocyte immunoglobulin-like receptor subfamily A member 3. The record is from RefSeq and is a predicted model, not a curated record. Lineage: Eukaryota; Metazoa; Chordata; Mammalia; Rodentia; Cricetidae. Bases 100 to 1467 code for a protein of 455 amino acids. The transcript is spliced from 8 exons.
GGCUACAGUUUCUUCUAUCUCGUAGUUGUUUCCCACUGUGCAGACUCUAUCACCAGUUCUGUGUUCUGUUUCUGUGGAGAUUGGGCACGAGACACUGCCAUGGUCCUUGGAGCUGCUCUUCCUGGACUUGUGUUUUUAAUGUUGCAGAGGACCUGGGCACAGUAUGGGCCACCACUCCAGCCUUCCAUGUGGGCAGUUCCAGGAGCUGUGGUUUCCAAAGGUAGUGAUGUGACCAUCUUCUGCAGGAUCCUUGCAGGAGCGACCAUUGUGCGCCUAGCCCGUAUUGCACCCAGUACUGUGUGGUAUGAUGGUACCCCACAGGGAACCCAGGAGGUGUUUGAAUUCAGUCUGAAGAAUAUAAUACAGAGUAAUGCUGGGCAUUACUACUGUGAAUACUUUAGGGGAGAUGAAUCUUCACGAAGUAGUGACAGUCUGGAGCUGGUGGUGACAGGCAUUUACAAUGAGAAGCCAUUCCUUUCUGCUGAUGCAGGACCUCAGGAAAUCUCAGAAAGAAAUGUGACUCUCCUCUGUCACACGCAUUCUUCCUUUGACACCUUCAUCCUCUGCAGAGGUGGAAAUGCCUCCUUUCCCCAGAGCUGCUUACGUCAGGACCACAACACAUUUCUCAUCUCCCCUGUGAGGCCAGGGCACAGGAGGACCUACAUAUGCUUUGCCUCUCUCAAACACAGUUCCUACUUGUGGUCACUGCCUAGUGAUCUGCUUGAGUUUUCAAUCCCAGUGUUUUUAAUGGUUCAGAAGAUCUGGGCACAGCAUGGGUCACCACCCCAGCCUUCCAUCUGGGUCAGUCCAGGAGUUGUGGUUUCCACAGGCAGUGAUGUGACCAUCUUCUGCAGGACCCUUCCAGGAGUGACCACUGUGCGUCUAGCCUGUCUUGCACCCAGUACUGUGUGGUAUGAUGGUACCCCACAGGGAGCCCAGGAGGUGUUUGAACUCAGUCUGAAGAAUAUAACACAGAGUAAUGCUGGGGUUUACUUCUGUGCAUACUUUAAUGGAAGUCAAUGGUCACGAAAUAGUAACAAUCUGGAACUGGUGAUAACAGGUGUUUACAAUGAGAAGUCAUUCCUUAGUGCUGAUUCAGGACCUCAGGAAAUCUCAGAAAGAAAUAUGACUCUCCUCUGUCACACGCAUCCUUCCUUUGACAUCUUCAUCCUCUGCAGAGGUGGAAGUGCCUCCUUUCCCCAGAGCUGCUCACGUCAGGACCACAGCACAUUCCUCAUCUCCCCUGUGAGCCCUGGGAACAAGAGGACUUACAGAUGCUUUGGCUCUCACAAACAAACUUCCUACUUGUGGUCACUGCCUAGUGAUCUGCUUGAGUUUUCAAUUCCACAAUCUUCUACAUCAGAUUGCAGAUUAGAGAAUCACAUUCGGCUCAUCCUGGCUAUCGUCAUCCUGUUAGGUCUUGGGGUUCUACUGCUGGAUGCUUGCAACAGCAGAGAGAGCCCAUGAUGCCUUCAGAGAGUCCUAACCUGAGAGCCCAGCUACCCCUUCCUACACCUCAUCAAUGUUGGGAGGAGGGAGCUGCUUUUUGGUUCCCAGCUGCU